GGCUCGAGCGGAGUCUGGCCAGAGAGCGCGCCCGCGGCGCCUUGCAGGCCACGCGCCCCUCCCACAAAGAAAGCGGAAGAUAGAAAUCAAAUAGAAAUGCUAAAGACGUCAGAGAUGGAGGCCCUCCCUGUCCGCCGGCCGCUGGCGUGCACCCGGCUCCUCGGGGCCGCCCUGCUCCGCGCCGCAGCCGGCGAGAGGGCCCCGCGGGAUCCCGCGGGAGCGCUGUGGCGGGGCCGCGCCGAGGUCGCAGGCCCGCCGCGGCAGAGGCCAGCGGCCGCAGAGGCCGGCGAGCUCCCGAGGGCGAACCAGUCGGCAGGCCCAUCAGGUCCCGGCCCCGCGAGCGCCAUCGCCUUGAGUGCGGGUGGCGGCAUGCAGCUCGCGGGGGGCACCGGCGAGCCCUUCAUGUUCGCGGCGUACGCGAUGGCCAAGCUCGAAGGGCAGAGCUGACCGCCGAUGGCAGGCUGGUGCCGUCCCGACGCUUCGGCGGCGCGAGUGUGCGCUCAAGACCGAGGGCCCCACCUCUCACGGCCUCUGGGGGGCCCCUGCGUCGGAGGCCCCUCAAGUUUGGGCGGCUCAAGCGGUGACAGAGGAGGCCACGCCGGCAGAACCAGCAGCGACGGGGCGCGCACCUUCCGCUCCCCGGCAUCCGGCGUCCUGGGCGUGCAGUACGCGUACGGCAAGGCGGUCGAGGGGGGCGUGAAGGCGGUCGCGGAGUCCACCCACAACGCGAACGCGUACUUCCUCUGCUCCAAGUGCGUGAUGGAGUGCAGCAUCAACUGGAACGGCUUCGAGGGAAUGAUGAGGGUGAUGGGGCAGGGAAACGCCGAGAGCUUCGUCGGCAUGUGCUUCCAGGCGGCGCUCCCAGCCAGGUGCG
Molecule: messenger RNA, 874 nt
Organism: Prorocentrum cordatum
Lineage: Eukaryota; Dinophyceae; Prorocentrales; Prorocentraceae
Source: the annotation of a GenBank genome assembly